Molecule: messenger RNA, 1245 nt
Organism: Tetrahymena thermophila SB210
Lineage: Eukaryota; Ciliophora; Oligohymenophorea; Hymenostomatida; Tetrahymenidae
Exons: 2
Source: RefSeq, a predicted model, not a curated record
AUGGCAAGCAAAGAAAUAUUCAAAUUUACAGGUCUCCCAAGAAUUGAAAAUAAACCACUUUUCAAGCAAAUUGAUAAAGUUGCAAAAGAAAAUGAACAAAAGUUUGGAAUAGAAUAUUUUACUAAAGGGUAAAAGUUUGCAUUUUAAGAAACUAUUAGAAAAGCUACCUUUAAGAAUGGCUGGUAUUGCUACUACACUGAUAACUUAGAGAAACUUAAAGAAGGAUAAAGUUUUCAUAAUAGCUAGAUAGUAGUGACAAUUCAUGGAUGGCCAGGAGAUCCUAAAGAAAUGGCAGGCUUACAAUAAACUAUAACAGACCCUUCUUAGAACCCUAGUGGCUCUUUACUUUGUAGAUGGAUUAAUUUUAUGGUGCCUGGUAUGGAUGGUGAGAUAGAAAUAUUUAGAGGAAAUUAUCAUGGUUAUUUAGAUGAACUAGGUGAUUUGAUUAUGAUGCUUUUAAGAGACCAUUUGCAAAUUAAUAGAUAGGUUAUAUCUUUAGGAUACUCUGGUGGCACAGUUAUGUGGAGAUUUUGUCAUAAAAAAUACCCUAAAAUGUUUAAAGCUCAUAUUAAUAUUGCUGGUCCUACUAUAUUAUGGAUUCCAGCUCACACUUACAUGUACAGCGUCUUUAAUAGAUACGAUCAAGAAUAUGGAUUAAGAAAGAAUCCAGAGCUUUUUGAAAGCAUAGAAUUUCGUAGACAUUUAUUUUAAAGAUUCAAAAGCGAUCAUGAUGGUAAUUACUUUGAAUUUGAAAAUGUUCCAAUCAUGUGUAAUGAUCCAGAAACAUUGAUGAUAUGGUUCAAGGCAUUUAUGACAGUAGGUGAUGAAGGUUGGACUGAAUACUAUUAAAUGGGACAUAAUGAUUUACCUAUUCUUAAAUUUUAUUGUUGUGGAGAGUUCGAUCCUCUUAUUGACACAGAUUUAAUGAGAUAUGAGUAUUACUUUUAUACAUAUAUUAAACAAAGAUUUGAGUUCAUGACUGAAGCAGAAAAAGACUUAGUAAGAAAUGACCCUAUUUUAAACCAAAUAACUAAUUUUAAUUUUGAGAACGUUUAAGAAAACUUCAUUUUUGUUAUGAAAAAAACUGGUCAUACUAUACAUACAAAGCGUUCAAGGGAAUUAUCCAAGCCUAUGAGAUGCUUUAUUCAGUUAAUAGAAAAAUUACCAGUAGAUUAUUACUAUAAAAAUGCAAUCAGAAACCCUCCUGGUGUAAUUCCUCCUGGCACUUUCCUUCCUAAACUAUGA